UCUCGUUCUGGCGCACAUGUGCGCUCAUGCAGUGCGUUAUGCAUAUAGCAGCAUAUAGUAAUAUAGGUUAUAUUAAUUUGCAAAAAAAUAUUAAAUUGUGAUUUUAAUAUAAUAAUAAUUCAUUAUUUUGUCAUGCCUACUGUAGAUAGAAUCAAAAAGCCCACAACACACAAGGGCAAGAAAGCUAUAUUGAAGAGAGAGCCUAAGCUAAUAGAAGAUGCCAAGGAAGCUUUAUUUUUUAAGGGUAACCGUACAUCACAGAUGGUUAUCGAUUUUAUGAAAGAUUUGUAUGAUCUAAAAAAACCUAAUGUGCAAAUGAUGAAACAGAAGAAUGACAUACUGCCAUUUGAAGAUAUUACACCUGUGGAGAGAUUUGCAUCCAAGUACAAUAUGUCUCUUUUUAUGAUGGCUUUGCACAAUAAGAAACGCCCACACAAUCUCGUGAUGGGUCGAAUGUACGAGCAUAUGUUACUGGACAUGGCAGAAUUUGGUGUAGAAAAUUAUAAAGGAUUAAAGGACUUCAAAGUUGAAAAGAUCAUCUCGGGAAUAAAACCAUUGUUAGUCUUUAAUGGUGAACUAUUUGAGAGUAAUUAUGAGUAUGGCAGGAUCAAAAACUUGCUCAUUGAUAUGUUUCGAAGAGAAGAAGUUGAAAAGAUCAGAUUGCAGGGUCUUGAACACGUCUUAAGUUUCACAGCUGUCGAGAAUAAAAUACUUUUACGUAGUUACAGGAUACUUUUGAAAAAAUCCAACAUGAAUAUACCUAGGAUAGAACUUGAAGAAAUAGGCCCACGUGCUGAUUUAGUUUGCAGGCGCAACAAGUUUGCCUCUGAAGACUUAUUUAAGCAAGCUUGUAAGAGGCCCAAGACACUCAAGAUGAAGACGAAAAAGAAUAUUUCCAAGGAUACCUUUGGAACAACGUAUGGCCGUAUACAUGUUGGUGCACAAAAUAUUCAGAAAAUUCAAACAAGGAAGAUGAAAGGGUUAAGAAAAACAUUAUCAGAAAAAAAUACUCAAAAGAGAAAAAUUACCGAUGAUAAUGAUGCCGACGCAAAGAAAUUAAAACAAACUGUAGAUUGAAAGAUUGAUUGGGAUGUUUAUAAUUAAAAAAAAAGUAAUUUUAAUACA
Monomorium pharaonis (pharaoh ant) is the source of this 1125-nucleotide messenger RNA. It is a transcript of the gene Non3, whose product is annotated as ribosome production factor 2 homolog. The transcript is spliced from 5 exons. Gene Ontology annotation, cellular component: nucleolus. Lineage: Eukaryota; Metazoa; Arthropoda; Insecta; Hymenoptera; Formicidae. The record is from RefSeq and is a predicted model, not a curated record. Bases 133 to 1077 code for a protein of 314 amino acids. Gene Ontology annotation, biological process: maturation of LSU-rRNA from tricistronic rRNA transcript (SSU-rRNA, 5.8S rRNA, LSU-rRNA); ribosomal large subunit assembly. Gene Ontology annotation, molecular function: rRNA binding.